GCGCUGUGGACCAGGAUGAGCGUGGGUCUCGCUUUUCCGCAGGAAAUUGAAGUUGGCGGUGGUCGGAAAGCUAUCAUAAUCUUCGUCCCGGUCCCUCAACUGAAAUCUUUCCAGAAAAUCCAGGUCCGGCUGGUGCGCGAGUUGGAGAAAAAGUUCAGCGGGAAGCACGUCGUGUUCAUCGCUCAGAGGAGAAUCCUGCCUAAGCCAACUCGAAAAAGCCGAACCAAAAAUAAGCAAAAGCGUCCCAGGAGCCGCACGCUGACGGCCGUGCAUGACGCCAUCCUGGAGGACCUGGUCUUCCCGAGUGAAAUAGUGGGCAAGAGGAUCCGCGUGAAGCUGGACGGCAGCCGGCUCAUAAAGGUGCACUUGGACAAAGCGCAGCAGAACAACGUGGAGCACAAGGUUGAAACAUUUUCUGGUGUCUAUAAGAAGCUCACGGGCAAGGAUGUUAAUUUUGAAUUUCCAGAGUUUCAGUUGUAAACAAAAAUGACUAAAUAAAAUAGUAUUCCCAAUG
Molecule: messenger RNA, 514 nt
Organism: Vicugna pacos (alpaca)
Lineage: Eukaryota; Metazoa; Chordata; Mammalia; Artiodactyla; Camelidae
Source: RefSeq, a predicted model, not a curated record